UCCCGCACUGUAUCUAUUUUUCUCUCACUUGCUGUUAAAACAUGUCUUUCUUUCUCUCUGGCUCCAGCUUCAGAGGAGUUGAUGUCUUUAGCUGAACUGGAGGAUAUGUUGUUGAGGGAACUUUUUCAUGAUUAUCAGAAGUGGGUGAGACCCGUCCUGCACGCCAACGACUCGAUUACCGUCCGCUUUGGCCUCAAGAUCUCACAGCUGGUGGAUGUGGAUGAAAAGAACCAGCUUAUGACGACUAAUGUCUGGUUAUGGCAGGAGUGGGCAGAUUAUAAACUGAGCUGGAACCCAGAGAAUUAUGGGGGCAUUACAUCCAUCCGUGUGCCUUCUGAGAACAUCUGGCUGCCUGACAUCGUCCUCUAUGAAAAUGCUGAUGGCCGUUUCGAGGGCUCGCUGAUGACCAAAGCAAUCGUCAAAUACGAUGGUACAGUGACAUGGACUCCUCCAGCCAGCUACAAAUCUUCAUGCACUAUGGACGUCACCUUCUUCCCCUUUGACCGUCAGAAUUGUUCGAUGAAGUUCGGUUCAUGGACAUAUGAUGGUGCCAUGGUAGAUCUGACCCUGAUCGACCCCCACGUGGACCGCAAGGACUUUUUUGACAAUGGUGAGUGGGAGAUCCUGGACGCCAGAGGGCGGCGAGGGAGCCGUCGUGAUGGAAUCUACUCAUAUCCUUUCGUCACCUACUCCUUCAUCCUGAAACGCCUGCCUUUGUUCUACACACUCUUCUUGAUCAUCCCAUGCCUCGGCCUCUCCUUCCUCACUGUGUUGGUUUUCUAUCUCCCAUCAGACGAAGGCGAGAAGCUCUCACUGUCCACAUCUGUGCUCGUCUCACUCACUGUCUUCCUCCUGGUUAUUGAGGAGAUCAUCCCAUCCUCAUCCAAGGUGAUCCCGCUGAUCGGCGAGUACCUGCUCUUCAUCAUGAUUUUUGUGACCUUCUCCAUCAUCGUCACGGUCUUCGUCAUCAAUGUGCACCACCGCUCCUCGGCCACCUACCAUCCCAUGGCACCAUGGGUCAGGAGGCUUUUCCUGCAGAGCUUACCCAGAAUGCUGUGUAUGCGUGGCCACACUGAUCGCUACCUCUAUGCUGACAUGGAGCCACACCGGAGUCCAGAGUUGAAGCGUGGGAUGAAGAAGGGGAUGAAGAAGAGUGUCGGAGGAAAGGAGGAUGAGUCCUGGGUGGCCAUGCUGGAGAAAGCCACCAGCUCGGUGCGCUACAUAUCCAGACACAUUAGGAAGGAGCACUUCAUCAGAGAGGUGGUUCAGGACUGGAAGUUUGUGGCUCAGGUGUUGGACCGGAUCUUCCUGUGGGUCUUCCUCACCGUGGCCAUAGUUGGCACCAUCCUUAUCUUCACUCCAGCUCUGAACAUGUAUCUCAGCACCGCUUCUUAA
Molecule: messenger RNA, 1395 nt
Organism: Neoarius graeffei (lesser salmon catfish)
Lineage: Eukaryota; Metazoa; Chordata; Actinopteri; Siluriformes; Ariidae
Gene: chrnb3a
Product: cholinergic receptor nicotinic beta 3 subunit a
Exons: 5
Coding region: 82-1395 (437 amino acids)
Biological process (GO): signal transduction; monoatomic ion transmembrane transport; chemical synaptic transmission
Cellular component (GO): postsynaptic membrane; synapse; neuron projection
Molecular function (GO): acetylcholine-gated monoatomic cation-selective channel activity; transmembrane signaling receptor activity
Source: RefSeq, a predicted model, not a curated record